GUCUGAUGAUAAACCGACGAAAAAAACGUAAAAAACUUGAAGUGUCGAUGUCACAUACACCACGUGUCCGCGUCACAGUAUUACAUGAGCCACCUCCUUCACGUUCAUCAUUUUCGUCGCUUUCUGGUUCACGCGUCGUACACGUGUGUUGUCCCCACCACGUCUUCUUGUGUACUAUUAGAAAUGGUCUUAUUAAACAUUUCUCUUCCUCAGCUUUUUUAUCCUAUUAGUUUCGCUUUACCUCGUUAUUUAGAAACAGAUAGAAAACAAAGAACCCUGAAAACGUAAAUAACAUGGUAGGGAAAGUAAAGCGUGUGCAAGUUUUUCAUCUGCUAUGUCUAUGUUCCGUGAUCUUCUUUUUUGUAUUCUCUGCGAAUGUUUCCAGUGAAGCAGUGCCGCCGGAAGAUAAAACGGCGACGGUUUGGCUAUCUAGAAUCAAACGGUCUGGUAAUGAUUAUUGGUCGAAAUUCAAAGAGACUUUAGGACGUGGUCACUCCCGCUUUUUUCCUCCUAACAUAGAUUUUAGAGGAAAGGAUGAUGCAGCAGAGAUGGGAGCGGGAGAAAAGAUGAAAGAGGCGGUCACAAGGAGCUUCGAGCAUAGUAAAGAUACGGUGGAGGAAGCUGCCAGAUCAGCGGCAGAGGUGGCAUGUGAUGCAACUGAAGCGGUGAAAGAAAAGAUGAAGAGGAGCGUUUCCGACGGAGAGACGAAGCAGCAUCAGCAGACGGAGGGUACUAAUGAACUUUAAGUACGUUGUCACUUUCAGCUCAUGUUUUUCUUAGUGUGUGUUAUUCGAUCGGUGUCUGAACAACGCAGUUUUGCCACGUAUCAUAUGCUUUGUAUUGUUUCUCUGUCGACCCACAUGCUUUUUUAUUUAUUAACGCAUCGCCAUGUCACAUGUUGUAUCGUCGUUCUUCAUUAUCCUUUGCGUGUAAAAAAACAUUUUAGAUUCAACUAAUUUCUUCAGGUGGUUGAUGAGAAAAGUGAUUUAUGUAACGCUGUUUUGCAUCA
Messenger RNA from Brassica oleracea var. oleracea, 1009 nucleotides. RefSeq lists its product as uncharacterized. The record is from RefSeq and is a predicted model, not a curated record. Bases 294 to 746 code for a protein of 150 amino acids. The transcript has 2 exons. NCBI's taxonomy places the organism in Eukaryota, Viridiplantae, Streptophyta, Magnoliopsida, Brassicales, Brassicaceae.